Molecule: messenger RNA, 336 nt
Organism: Brenthis ino (lesser marbled fritillary)
Lineage: Eukaryota; Metazoa; Arthropoda; Insecta; Lepidoptera; Nymphalidae
Source: the annotation of a GenBank genome assembly
AUGAGUGGUACAUAUUUUAAAUACGAUGGACGGCUCGACGGACGGCUCGACAGACGGCUCGACGGACGGCUCGACGGACGGCUCGACGGACGGCUCGACGGACGGAUGGACGGUCGGUUCGACAGAAGGCUCGACCAGUGGCUCGACAGACGCGGACGGCUCGACGUGAGGCUCGACGCAGGGCUCAACGAACGGCUCGACGAGCGGCUCGAUGAGUGGCUCGACGAGCGGCUUGACGAGCGGCUCGACGGAUGGUUCGACGAGCGGCUCUUACGUACUCUACUGCGAUAUGUUAAUGCUACGAAAUUCAACACAUUUCAUUACUUGCUUGCUUGC